CACAUCUCUAUCGCCCGGCCUUCCACAUCUGCCCAAUGAAUCAGGAGCGGAUGCGAUGUAUCCUUUUUCAGUGGAGUGAAUGGCCAAUGGGAGUUGGCUUGUCGAGCAAACACUAAGCUCUGCGUUCCCAUUCAUUCAGUGCUGAACAGGCCCGCAGAGCUGGAGAGAGCGCACCGCUGUCUGCGACCCGACGACGCUUCAUGCACAAGAGCGCAGGAAAAAAAAGUAACAGCCAGAGCUCAGCAGAUAACUCGAAGAGAGGGGGACUCUUUGGAUUUACGCACGCUCGCGUUUUUUAAAUUUUAUUUCGCCCCGAGACUAUUUUUUUGUAAUUAUUAUUAUUUUUGCAACUAUUUCUACGGGACUUCUAUAUCUGGGCCGUGUUGCUGAAGAUCGGCCUCCAAAGUGCGCAGCAGUUCCCCGGCUGACUUCCCUCCCUCCCUCCGCUCCUCAUCAGAGCUCCGCCGUGGAUUUUACUUCGCUUUAUCCUGGGACGAAGGCGUGCGUAAGCCGCGGCUGAACUAACCGAGAAAAGGGAAUAACGCAAAGGGAUACACUCGCACUUGGAUUAACAGACUGAAUAUUAUGCAUUAGACCUCACAGUCUGCGUUUGGACAUUGCCCCCUUCCCCUUUGGAUGGAGUUUUGGUAGUCUGUUUGGUUGAUGGAUUCGACGUUAUGGAUGCUUGCAUAUAGGUUUUCCGAUGCAUGUCCACGGUGAAUGUCGGAAGUGGUGAUCCCCCCAGAUGGAGCUCCAAAGUCAACAUGGCCCCGGCGGUUCAUUAGUGGUGAUCCAGCAGCCUUCCCUAGAGAGCCGGCAGAGGUCGGAUUACGAGCGGGAUCUCCAGCAUGCCUCCCUGUACCAAAUCAAGGCCACCCGCUCCAGCAACGAGUACACAGAGGGGCCCUCGGUGGUGCGGAGGCCCCCGGCGCCCCGCAUGGCCCCCAGGCCGCAGGACAAGCAGGAGAGGACUCACGAGGUCAUCCUCGUCAAUGUGAACAACAAUUAUGAGCACCGGCCGUCGGGCCACCACCAUCAUGGGGGCGGCGUGGUGGUCGUGGCCGGGGGACACCAGUGCGGUGGGUCCCGGGUGCCGGGGCUCAGCCGCUCCACAAGCACAGGAAGUGCCGCCAGCUCAGGGAGCAACAGCAGUGCCUCGUCUGAGCAGGGACUCUUGGCACGCUCACCCCCGACCAGGCCUGGCAUGAACUUACAGCACCACCACCGGGCAGAUCGGCCUGUUCGGACUCAGCCCAAGCCCAAGGCCCUUUUACAGCCCCAGCAGGGACCUCACUUCCACCAGCCUCCACUAGAGGCUCCACUCAAGCCCCAGGCCAAAGGGAAAUCAGACUUUUCUGGCUCGGGCAAAGGGGUGGUGGCCGCCGGGCACCAGUUCAUCUGCGAGCGCUGCGGGAAGUGCAAGUGCAGCGAAUGCACGGCUCCCAGGAGCCUGCCUUCGUGCCUGGCGUGCAACGGCCAGUGCCUCUGCUCCGCCGAGAGCGCGCUGGAGCACGGCACGUGCAUGUGCCUGGUUAAGGGCAUCUUCUACCACUGCUCCAACGACGACGAGGGGGACUCGUGCGCUGACCACCCCUGCUCGCUGUCACGCUCCCACUGCUGCUCUCGUUUCCUGUGCAUGGGAUUAAUGUCGGUACUCUUCCCCUGUCUGCUAUGCUACCCACCUGUCAAGGGGUGUCUGAAGGCGUGCCAGGGCUGCUACGACCGGGUCAACAGGCCUGGCUGCCGCUGCAAGAACUCCAACACUGUCUAUUGUAAACUGGAGAGCUGGGCCCCACAGACCCAGGAGAAACCUUCCUGAUCGCGCGGGAGACUCUCGACGUGGAUCUUACGAUGACAAUGAUACUGAUGAUGAUAGUCACAAAUUAAUGUUUAUCAAACAUUCUAAGCACCUCCCACCCACCUCCCCUCCUCGCUGCAGAACCCCAAAGGAGCUAAGCAAAGGAGUAAACGAAAACCACUCGAUUAAUUUUAUUUUUUAUUUUCUCUGGAUCAGGACCAUGUUUUUACAGACCAGUGUUUGCCUUAACUGUUUCUAUGUCUGUCCUCAGCUCCUCAUUAACACUUUUUUUUAUAUAUAUAUACAUAUAUAUGGAAAAGUUUUUCUUCCGUUUUAGGUAGGCAGUUUCCUCUGGGCCUGUGCGCCCGGCCAGGGGGGGGGCUGCCUCUCACCAAAUCUGUGAAGGACGAUCUACUAUAGGGCAAUUAUGUAGCUGUUACCUGGUAUUCAUAGCGAGCAGGUAUGUUUGAAUUUAUUGGUUGCUGCCACACUAAAAUCGUGGUUCCUAUGCUCAUGCUGCAUUAACGAAAGCACAUCCAUCUCAUAGUAUUCUCCACUUGGAUAUGUUUCUCUCCUUCCACCCGUCUGAACUUUUCAUUCUGUGGCAUUCUCCCAUGUUUUUUUUUUUGUUUUUUUUGUUUUGUUUUUCUUUGUUUUUGUGUAAAUUGUUAUGCUCAAAAAUCCAUAAGAGGAAUUCUGGCUAUUUUUUAAAAGAAAAAAAAUGUCUGUUAAACAUUUUUUUGUUGUAAAAAAAAAUAUUUAUUAUGUGAAGUUCUAUUAUUUUAUGAUAUUUAUUGCAAGAGACAGUCUUAAAUUUACUCAUUUCUGAAUAUAACAAAAUAUCAAAUACUUACUGAAAAAAUUAAAGGGUGGCACAAAAGAAAACUAUGUUAACUUUAAUGCAGAAAAUAUAUUAAUUAAUGAAAAAAAAAAAAGCGCUGUCUGGU
Molecule: messenger RNA, 2745 nt
Organism: Mugil cephalus (flathead mullet)
Lineage: Eukaryota; Metazoa; Chordata; Actinopteri; Mugiliformes; Mugilidae
Gene: spry1
Product: sprouty homolog 1, antagonist of FGF signaling (Drosophila)
Exons: 2
Coding region: 746-1819 (357 amino acids)
Biological process (GO): negative regulation of fibroblast growth factor receptor signaling pathway; multicellular organism development; negative regulation of MAP kinase activity
Cellular component (GO): cytosol; membrane
Source: RefSeq, a predicted model, not a curated record